This is a messenger RNA of Branchiostoma floridae (Florida lancelet), 2358 nucleotides long. RefSeq lists its product as uncharacterized. The transcript has 6 exons. The record is from RefSeq and is a predicted model, not a curated record. NCBI's taxonomy places the organism in Eukaryota, Metazoa, Chordata, Leptocardii, Amphioxiformes, Branchiostomatidae. The coding region runs from base 431 to 991 and encodes 186 amino acids.
GAGACGCGAGCCUGGUCCGGUCUGCUGUCCUUAGACCGCGUGAAGAUAUCUCAAACCUAGCCUACAAGGACCUUUUGCGGUUGUUGCAGGACUUUCGGAGCAGAUCCCGACCCACCCCGGGAGGCCAGCAGGCGCUGAAAGGUGUUUAUGUUCAAGAAUUAUCGCUGUUGACUGACGGAGAGCGCCAUAAUCGCCACCAGACCCGCAGACCACGUGACCAAGCAGAAGUCUAACCUUAUCGGGUCCUGUUAAGACGACGUAAGGAGGCCGUGCGGCCGGGGGCCAGGCUAUAAAGGCAGGCGGGGUGCCGACAGCCAACAGAAGUCUCACUGGGCGGAUCCAGACGGACAUACGGACACCAGCGCGACAAGUGUACCCAGGGAGUUCACGGUUCUUAACGGUGUAACGUUCGUACGUAAAAACUUCCGCCAUGGUAGAACGGAGUCUGUCCUAUCUGUUCGUCUUCUUCUUGCCUGUUAUCGUAGUUAUACAAGGGUCAAGCCACGGUGGCGAAGGGGACUAUGGGAACGCAUCGUGCCCGGAAACGAGGCCGCGGCGCUAUGACGUCACGGACUUCGGCGACCCCAAGUUUUUCCAGGGCUGGGCUGACGUCACCGGACAGGGUGCCGCGCAUGACUACUGCAGGGUUGUGUCCCCUGCGCCUGGCCUGAUGUUCCUGUCCUGUGCUCUAGCUGGAACAGCCGGGGAGAGCGAGUACAACUACAACUCCGUCGGCGAGGGCGGCGAGUGGUUCGACGAGGGAUUCCCCAACACCUGGUACAUGAAGGACGAGGAUGGGGACGGAAGGGAUGAUUUCUGCAGAUGCGUCGGUAUCGGCACGAACACGCGCGUGGCGUGUAUGAAGGCCGGAGAGAAAGGGUUCUACGGCAGCGCCGCGCAGGGGGGAGACCAGAAAACCUUCACGGCGCCGAACUCACCCACCGACUGCCGGGACCGAACCGUCCACCACCUCUUCGGCGUGCCCAACUAGAUACAAAACGUUAAUCUCCAAGCAGAUCCACGGUGGCGUAAUAUAGUAUCAAACCUAAUCUCGAACCAGGUCCACGGUGCGUAAUGUAUAGUAUCAAACUUUCCGUCUGGUGCCCGUUUGACUCCCUUGGCCGGCUACACUCCUUGGCCAGCUUUGAUACUAUCUUAUGGCACCGUAGGAUCUGCUUGGAGAUUAUAUCAAACCCACCGUUUGACUCCCUUUGGCCUGCUAUACUCCUUGGCCAGCUUUGAUACUAUCUUAUGGCUCCGCAGGAUCUGCUUGGAGAUUAACAAAACGUUACCUUGUAGUAACCGUACCAAUUUACGUUUCCAAUGAUCAAUUUCUUGACUGAAUCCGGUUCUCAAUUCGUCAUAACAACUGUGAGGAUACAAUCGCCAAAAAAAUAUAUCGAGUGGUGUUCAGUUAAUCGACCCAGUGUGUGGCUAGAGUGACAGAACAAAGGACAAAAUUUAAGUGUAGUCGUACAACACUCAUGAUCACAAGAAGGCAAAAGAAUCACACGUCCCCCGCCCUGCUGUUAAGCUCCGAAAACCAAUUCAUUGUUUGAACACUUUUGAGUGUAAGAAGUAGGGAUUAUGUCUAUGUACCAAAUGUAGAAAAGAAACACACUUUGACGAGGUACAAUCUACCCUGUGUGUCGUUUAGUCCAAUUUACGCUCUUUUUAUUCCACGAUCAUGAUUCAAUACUGCGGUAGAACUGAGUGAGAGACACAUUCAGCACGUGAUAUGCAAAACCGGGGUCUGUCUCCAAACGCACCAAGAACCAAAUAGGGACGAACUAAUUGUAGCUAUAACAAUCGGCAGUACUUUUCUAUACACCAAAAGACUUGAUAUAGGAUAGGAACGAAAUUUAGGACUACAAAAAGAGAAAGACGUAGCGUAUAUCAAUUGUCUGGUAGCAUUCCGAAUCGCAUAGUGGAAAUGUAAACGAUACUUGUACGUUAUAUGAUAUAUAUGGGGUAGUGAGUAUUUGUACUUUUUUUAACCAGUUUGUUACGUUGUGUUACGUUGUAUACUAUGCCUUUAAAGUGUCCAAAGCCGAUUGAAGAUACAUGUACUACAUAUGCUUGGGGACUCCAAACAGGAGAAGAGAAAUAAGCUAAAAAUGCCAGUGCGUCUGUGCAAUCAUCUAUGUCUCAUUUAAAUCGGUUUAUUUCAGAGUAUCAGUGUAGAGCAGCAACUGAUUGUUUCCUAACUGGCCCUUUAUGCCAGAAAAUGGUAUCAACAUACAAUACAAAGUGGAUGUACCAUUAGAUUGUUAUACAUAAAUACAUACUUAUGAUUGCAUGUAUUGUUUAUCUUCAAAGGUAAAAAGAAAUAAACACCGAAAACUUUGAAAAAGAAAA